Molecule: messenger RNA, 1969 nt
Organism: Drosophila pseudoobscura
Lineage: Eukaryota; Metazoa; Arthropoda; Insecta; Diptera; Drosophilidae
Gene: CCT7
Product: chaperonin containing TCP1 subunit 7
Exons: 5
Coding region: 141-1766 (541 amino acids)
Biological process (GO): protein folding
Cellular component (GO): chaperonin-containing T-complex
Molecular function (GO): ATP hydrolysis activity; ATP binding; ATP-dependent protein folding chaperone
Source: RefSeq, a predicted model, not a curated record
UUUCAUCGGCAGCCUGGCGGGCAUCGAUAAUAAAUCGACGUUUCUCCAGCUCUAACAACGUGCCGCUGCCUGCUGUCUGCUUGGAAAUUGAUUGUUUUAAACGACUUUAACUUGAAAACGGCAAAUACUAUCACAUAAAUAUGCAACCGCAAAUUGUGCUCCUGAAGGAAGGUACGGACACGUCGCAGGGCAAGCCCCAGCUGGUGUCCAACAUCAAUGCCUGCCAGAUGAUUGUGGAUGCCGUGCGGACCACUCUGGGUCCCCGGGGUAUGGACAAGCUAAUUGUCAAUGCCCAGGGCAAGGCGACCAUCUCGAAUGAUGGCGCCACCAUCAUGAAGCUCCUGGAGAUUAUCCAUCCGGCCGCCAAGACCCUCGUCGACAUAGCCAAGUCACAAGACGCCGAGGUGGGUGAUGGUACCACUUCGGUGGUGUUGCUGGCCGGUGAGUUCCUCAAGCAGGUGAAACCGUUCGUUGAGGAGGGUGUCCAUGCGCGCAUCAUUAUCAAGGCCAUCCGAAAGUCUCUGCAACUGUGCAUGGACAAAAUCAACGAAAUGGCCGUGCGCAUUGAGAAGCAGUCGAAGGAGGAACAGCGUACUCUGCUGGAGAAAUGCGCUGCCACAGCCAUGUCUUCCAAGCUGAUCCAUCAGCAGAAGGAUUUCUUUGCCCGCAUCGUUGUGGAUGCUGUGCUCUCGCUGGAUGAGCUGCUGCCACUGAACAUGAUUGGCAUCAAGAAGGUCACCGGCGGUUCGCUGGAGGAGUCCCAACUGGUCUCUGGCGUGGCCUUCAAGAAGACCUUCUCAUAUGCCGGCUUUGAGAUGGCCCCCAAGUCGUAUGCGCCCUGCAAGAUUGCCUUGCUGAACAUCGAACUGGAGCUGAAGGCAGAGCGCGACAAUGCCGAGGUUCGUGUGGACAAUGUCCGCGAGUAUCAGAAGAUCGUUGAUGCCGAAUGGCAGAUUCUGUACAACAAAUUGGCCAAAAUUGUCGAGUCCGGUGCCAAUGUGGUGCUGUCCAAGCUGGCCAUUGGCGAUGUGGCCACACAGUAUUUCGCAGAUCGCGACAUUUUCUGCGCUGGUCGUGUCCCCGAAGAGGAUCUCAAGCGCACAAUGAAGGCCUGCGGCGGUGCUGUGAUGACCACAGCCAAUGACAUCAAGGCCGAUGUCCUCGGUCUCUGCGAGACCUUUAAGGAGGUUCAGGUGGGCGGUGAGCGCUUCAAUUUGUUCCAGGGUUGUCCCAAUGCCAAGACAAGCACAUUGAUCCUGCGCGGCGGUGCCGAGCAGUUCCUCGAGGAGACUGAACGUUCGCUGCACGAUGCCAUUAUGAUUGUGCGUCGCACCAUCAAACACGAUUCGGUUGUGGCUGGCGGUGGUGCCAUUGAAAUGGAACUCUCCCGGCUGCUGCGCGACUACUCGCGUACAAUUGCUGGCAAGGAGCAGCUGCUGAUUGCAGCCAUUGCCAAGGGACUGGAGAUCAUACCGCGCCAAUUGUGCGACAAUGCCGGCUUCGAUGCCACCAACAUUCUGAACAAGCUGCGCCAGAAGCACUCUCUUGGUGGUCAGUGGUAUGGCGUUGACAUUACCAAGGAAGACAUCUCGGACAACUUUGAGCAGUGCGUGUGGGAGCCAUCGAUUAUCAAGAUCAAUGCCUUGACUGCUGCCGCCGAAGCCGCCUGCAUGAUUCUUUCCGUGGACGAGACAAUAAAGAGCCCCAAGGCCGGCGAAGCUCCAAUGGCGGGUGGUAUGGGCCGCGGCAUGGGCAGGCCCAUGUAAAUCAAGCAAGGAACACAAUAGUACACGAACACUAAUCAUCCUCACAUUCACUUGCAUUUCUCUCCUAAUUUAACACGUACACGUAUUACUCGGUCAUAGUUCGCAUUGGCAUAUGCAGGCUUUUCGCGUUGCACCCCUCAACAGCUAAAUUAAUCAACUGACCUCUCUGUAUAUGUUUAAUAAUAAAACAAAAUUAAAACCUA